AUGAGAUCCUCUACGUUCUCGUCUUGUUCUGAAUUCUCUCAUCUAUCAUCUAUCGUCUAUCGUCUAUCACAUUAACUACAAUGGUUGCUACUAAGAAAUCCGACUUGAUUGUCACUUUGAACAACGGUGCUAAGAUCCCUCAAUUGGGAUUCGGUACUUACUUGGCUGAGAACGACGAUGCGUACACAUCUGUCUUGCAUGCCUUGAAGUCGGGCUACACCCACAUUGACACUGCUUCCAUCUAUGAGAACGAAGACCAAGUUGGUAAGGCUAUCAAGGACUCCGGUAUUCCAAGAGAGAAGCUCUUCAUCACCACCAAAGUCUGGCCAACAGCUGCUGAUGAUCCUGCAGGAUCCUUGGAGAGAUCUCUUGCUCGUUUGGGGUUGGACUACGUUGAUUUGCUUUUGAUCCAUUGGCCAAUCCGUCUCUUCACCAGAUACUGCAAGGACGAUUCUCCAAUCGAUUUCCAAAUUCCAGUCAAGCCUGAUGGAAGCAGAGAUAUCGACAUGGACUGGUCUUUUGUCAAGACUUGGGAAUUGUUCCAGCAAUUGCCAACCAGCAAAGUCAGAAACAUCGGUGUCUCAAACUUCUCCAUCAACAACUUGAAGGAAUUGUUGGCUGCUCCAACUACUACUGUCAAGCCAGUUGUGAACCAGGUUGAACUUCACCCACUUUUGCCACAAACCGAGUUGUUGAAAUGGUGUCAAGACAACGACAUCUACUUGCAAGCCUACUCUCCAUUGGGUUCCGUUGAUUCUACUUUGUUCAACCAUCCAGUCUUGACUGAGAUCGCUCAGAAGUAUGGUGUGUCCACUGCUCAAGUCAUGAUCAACUGGGCAUUGUCUAGAGGAUAUAUCGUUUUGCCAAAGUCCGUUACUCCUUCCAGAAUCGAGUCCAACUUGGAAAUCUUUGAGUUGUCUCCAGAAGAUGUCGCCAAGGUCAGCAAGAUUUCUGUUGAUGAAGGUGAGAAGAGAUUUGUUACACCAAACUGGGCUCCAUAUCCAGUUUUCCAAUAAGUGUAUCAAGUGUUCGCUAGAAUAGAAGCUUAAUAUAGAGAUCUUACUGUG
This is a messenger RNA of Williopsis jadinii, 1067 nucleotides long. RefSeq names its product Aldo/keto reductase. The record is from RefSeq and is a predicted model, not a curated record. Gene Ontology annotation, molecular function: oxidoreductase activity. The coding region runs from base 81 to 1016 and encodes 311 amino acids. Lineage: Eukaryota; Fungi; Ascomycota; Saccharomycetes; Phaffomycetales; Wickerhamomycetaceae. The transcript has a single exon.